AUGUUGUUCAAGCCGCUUGCUCUCGCGGCCACGGCUGCUGCAUUCCUUCUCGUCCCCGAAGCAUCCGACACGGCCAAACGGGUUGCCAAGGCGCUCCCCGUGCCGCCAGCAGGGCUCUCGAUCCCGCCAACGGCACUCUCGCAGAGCCUGACGGUGCCCUGCCGGCAGUGCAAGCACAAGAACAGCCAGCUGCAGCUGGAUCUGGAGGUGGUGGAUGGGUCGAAGCUGCAGCUCAACGGCUUCGAGCUGUACCCCCACGCGGACCCGUGGAACGGCGACUUGACGGCCGUCGUCAUCAAGGAUGACGGCGAGGAGAAGAAGCAGAGGCUCGGCUACAGCCUGGCCAUCCUGCCCGGGCCCACGGACGAGGAUCUGCAGAUGCAGCUCAUCACGAUUGAGCUGAGGGUCAUCGAGGUUGGCAGUCGAUUUGUCAACGACAUCCCCAUCGUCAGAGUUCAGCUUGUCAAGGCGGAGGAGACCAAGGAGAUUGUCAUCGGCAACAUCUCCUUCAAGGAAACGCCGCAGAGCUGCCGAAGAAUGUGGUGCCGAGCCAGACAAUCGGUCUUGGCCAUUCUCAAGUCCAUCAGAAAGGGCAAGGGCUGUGGCGGCAUUCGGGGCCAUGGGCACAGGAAGCCCGAUUUCAGCAGGGCCGAGGCGGAUAAGCAGAUGGCCGAGCACUUUCGCCAGCAGCGCCAUGGCUGGUGCAGGUUCAUCAAGGACCUCGCCGCGCACAUUGUCCUCCCGGUGCUCAUGGGAAUCACAGCCGGCGUUGGUGUCGCCUUGUUUGCCAUGCUUGUCUGCAGCGUCACCGUCCGCCUGACCCGCACCGUCCUCCGAUCGCGUGCCGGCGCUCGUUUCUGCCCCAAGAUGCAGAACCUGUCGAUGGAGCGCAAGGCCGACUGCGAAAAGCUCGGCCUCAUGGAGGACGGCGAGGCGGCACACGAGGAGCCCCCGCCGCGGUACCGGGACGACGACUCCAGCAGUGGAGCCGAAGCGCACACGAAAGUCGUGUAA
This is a messenger RNA of Drechmeria coniospora, 1014 nucleotides long. RefSeq lists its product as uncharacterized. The transcript has 2 exons. Bases 1 to 1014 code for a protein of 337 amino acids. NCBI's taxonomy places the organism in Eukaryota, Fungi, Ascomycota, Sordariomycetes, Hypocreales, Ophiocordycipitaceae. The record is from RefSeq and is a predicted model, not a curated record.